Messenger RNA from Capsicum annuum, 1399 nucleotides. RefSeq names its product esterase C25G4.2. The transcript is spliced from 7 exons. The coding region runs from base 82 to 1071 and encodes 329 amino acids. NCBI's taxonomy places the organism in Eukaryota, Viridiplantae, Streptophyta, Magnoliopsida, Solanales, Solanaceae. The record is from RefSeq and is a predicted model, not a curated record.
AGUCUCGAAGAACUCUUAAUUUCUACUAACUUCACCACAUUUUGCCCUUCUUUGUGAGCCAAUAAGUGUACUCUUUGGACGAUGGAAGUGAUGGGAGAAAAAAAGAUGAAGAUUCUUUGUUUGCAUGGAUUCAGAACUAGUGGCAAUUUCUUAAGAAAACAAAUAAGCAAAUGGGAUCCUUCUAUUUUUGCGCACUUCGAAAUGGAAUUCCCAGACGGAAUAUUUCCAGCAGGAGGGAAAUCAGAGAUUGAGAGCAUAUUUCCACCACCAUAUUUUGAGUGGUUCCAGUACAAUGAGGAAUUUACAGAAUAUGAGAAUUUAGAAGAAUGCAUUUCAUACUUGUGUGAGUACAUAACAACCAAAGGUCCUUUUGAUGGUCUUCUCGGAUUCUCCCAGGGAGCAACUUUAUCAGCCCUUUUGCUAGGAUACAUGGAGCAGGGGAAGAUUCUGAAAGAGCAGCCUCCAAUGAAGCUAUUUGUAUCAGUAUCAGGUGCCAAAUUUAGGGACCCAAGUAUUGGUAACGUUGCAUAUAAAGAUGUGAUCAAGGUUAAAUCAGUUCAUUUCAUUGGAGAGAAAGAUUGGCUGAAAAUUCCUUCUCAAGAGCUUACAACAGCUUUUCAGAAUCCUCUCAUCAUAAGGCAUCCCCAAGGCCACACAGUGCCAAGACUAGAUGACGCAGCUUUGGAGACAUUAAAAACCUGCACAAGGGACAUUGUCCUCUCUUCCACUCAAAGUUGUCUUGGUGGAGGACCAAAUGAAGCCUGCAAGCAUGUUAACAUUGAGAAUCUGGAAGAGGACAAAAAGCUAGAGAAGCCUAAUAAAGUAGAGAUCCAAAAGAUUAUUUGGCUCCUAAAAGAAAAUAAACCGAAUCAAGUCCAAGUAAAGGAACAAGUGAAGCAGCUAGGCUGCAUCCACCACUCUAUGAGCUUGCUUUACAAGCGUUAUCUCAAUCAAAAGCAGAAGAUAAUGAACAUAAGAAGGAGGACUAUUUCAAAAGAGAUGAUCCAAAUGCUAAUAGCCGUUCCACCGAAGAGUUGGUUAAAACCUUCAGCAUUAAUAGUUAUCCUGUGAGAAUGCAGUGCGAUGGUGUCACAAAUUUAACGAGUGAUUUCGUGGUUAAGUCAGCCAUGGGAAAAUUUUUGGACACCUUCAGAAAAAUACUUUGAGAACAAAAUUUUGAAGCUUAUUUCAGGGAUAGCUGCUUUGGGCAAUAUCUUGAUUUGCUGGAGGGUAGCAAUGCUCGUUUUCAAAUGAAAAUGGUAUAUGAUCUUCUCAAGCGUAGGUUUAUAUAUGAAAACAAAGAUAAGAUGGAUGAGGUAUGGAUAAAUUAUUGUGACAUACCUAUUUGUUUUGGUUAGAGGGAGUUUUCCAUAGUUACUGGAUUAAAAUAUUAUCCUCC